This is a messenger RNA of Hypomesus transpacificus, 2778 nucleotides long. Its product is annotated as bifunctional apoptosis regulator-like. Bases 185 to 1561 code for a protein of 458 amino acids. The record is from RefSeq and is a predicted model, not a curated record. Lineage: Eukaryota; Metazoa; Chordata; Actinopteri; Osmeriformes; Osmeridae. Gene Ontology annotation, molecular function: ubiquitin protein ligase activity; protein binding. Gene Ontology annotation, biological process: proteasome-mediated ubiquitin-dependent protein catabolic process. Gene Ontology annotation, cellular component: nucleus. The transcript is spliced from 10 exons.
AGCUGCUAGCUAACCUGCAAGUCCUGCGAAAGUUGAUGCAGGACAAGAAUGAUGAACAUCCCAGCUAUCGACCACAACUGAACUUGGAUUGGCAUACAGAUGGGAUACGGAGUCCAUAGGUCAGAGAUAGCGCCCGGCCCAGUGUACACCCGUGCGUGCCCUGCAGUGAACGUACAGGCCUCAGAUGGACUCAUCCCAGAUGAGAGAGGACGUAAGCGGUGCAGAGGGAACAGGGGUCUUUACCGACCCCGUGGCUCCCUCCCCCCUCCCCCUCGCCUCCCCCCACCUGGCCCUCUCAGAGCGCGAGUUGUCGUGCCACUGUUGCUAUGACAUCCUGGUGAACCCCACCACGCUGACGUGUGGGCACAGCUUCUGCCGCCACUGCCUGGCGCUGUGGUGGGACUCCUCCCACAAGACAGAGUGCCCCGAGUGCAGAGAGAAGUGGGAGGGCUUCCCCAAAAUCAACAUCCUGUUGAGGGACGCGGCUGACAAGCUGUUCUCAGAGGUGGUGGAGAGGAGACGAGCAGAGAUACAGAACAACCCCAAGAUCUCCCAGAGCCUCCUGGCCUUCCAGAGGUAUGGAGAGGAGCAGGCCUCCAGAAGCGUCCCCAGGAGCAGCCAGCCCAGAGGAGCCGGGGGGUUCUUCUCUGGAGUCCUCACUGCACUCUCAUGUGUGGCUGUGCUGUUGCUGGGCUACCACUGGAGCAGUGGGGAGGGGGAAGGGGAGGAGCUGGUUGCUAAGGCCAUCUCUAGGUGGAGCCCAGAGGAGGUGCAGGAGUGGAUGCAGCACCUGGGGCCCUGGGCCCAGCUCUACACACACCGCUUCCUGGAGGCUGACGUCAACGGGAGGUUGUUGCUGAUGCUGGGUGACGAGGAGCUGGCCCUGCCCCCCUACAGCAUAGAGAACCAGGCCCACAGGGGGGCCAUACUGGCGGAGCUGGAGAGGGUCAGGGCCCUGGGGGGAAAACCUCCACAGAACCUCUGGGAGUACAAGGCGGUGAAUGCAGGUAAAUCUUUGUUCCUGCUGUACGCUCUGAAGAGCUCUCCCCGCCUCACCCUCCUCUACCUCUACCUGUUUGACUACCUGGACUCCUUCCUGCCCUUCCUGCACACCUGCUGCCCCACCCUCUCACACAACAGCCAGCCAAUGGACGACAGCCUCAACAAACAGGCACAACCUAGCUGGAGCCAGUGGGCGGAGUUUCUGGUGAAGUACUUCCUGCUUCCGUACCAGCUGAUUGCUGAGUUUGCGUGGGAUUGGCUUUCAGUGCACUACUGGACGUCCCGCUUCAUCAUUGUGAACGCCAUGCUGCUGUCUGUCCUGGAAGGAUGCUCCCUGUACCGUGUGUGGACCCGCGCACUGAUCAGGGGCCUUCCAAGGUGCAUGUGGGCUCACCUUUGGAGGACGCUGUCCCAGGGCCUGGCCUUCGCCCUGCUGUGGCCCGCCACGCCGCGCUUCAUCUGCAACUGCAUGUUCUACUGGGGCCUCUACUUCAACGUCAUCAUCAACAUAGACCUGGUGGCUCAGCAGCUACUGCACCCGGACACACACGCCAUCUGACACACACUAACACACACACACACACAAACACACACAUGCCAUCUGACUCACACACACACACACACCAUCUGACACACACAUGUUGUCUGAGACACACACACACACAGACCAUCUAGUGCAGCCUGGCCCAGGCUGGGACUGAAACUCCAGUCGGUAUGACGAUGAUGGAGUCGGCAGCAACGACAGCUGGACGCUCUGCGGGACGCUCUGUGGGGUCUGAUGUCAGAACUGUCCAGACUCUCUGGAGAGAAGUAUGUCUGCGAGGUCAGACUGAGACCUCUGUUGUCUUCAAACAGGCUGUGAGGAGCGAGGAUCAUCUGUAGAGCUAAUCUCUUUCUACCUCUGUCACACACUCUCACUUUCACAUUUACUCUCUAUCUCUCUGUACCUCACUCACACUCUCCCAAUCUCUCUUUCUGUCACUACCUCUCUCCCAAUCUUUUAUUGAUGUGGUGAAUGUGUGAAUAAGGAAGCGACAGGGCAGGGUGUGUCGCUAGAGGCGGUUGCCUCUAGGGUGUGUUGGUUGCAAUCUUUGCUCUUGGGUUAAGGACAAAUUUAUUUUCUGCAACCAACCAGGAGCAGUGGCAUCUGUUUCACUUCCUGUUGACUUCCUGUUGUGCCAAGCAAAGCCUUUCUAUUGGCUCAAACCACUUCUUCUUCUCAUCCUCAUAUCUGUCUUCUUCUGUCCUUCUAGUCCUCAUAUUUCUGUCUUUUGUUUUAACCGUUCCAUGAGAUUCUCCCAGUGCAUCUUAAAGGGUGUUUUUCUCUUAAAUAAAAGGCCAGGUAAAGAGGAAUACUCUGGAAGGAAGAUCUGGAUCUUUAAGUUUUCAGUUUAAGGUUAAAUAAUUUGUCUCGCUUGUCCAUUUGUUUACCAUGGAAGGGAUGCUGGUGCACUUGGCCCAGGGGAUUGUGCUCACCUGGGUUAGGACUGCUCCUCUGUACAACAUGGUAUAGGGCUAGUGUGCUUGUUUGUAACUAAUGUUCCUGGCCAUAUUCUUUUUUUAAUCGUUAAAGAAAAUCUUCUGUCAGUGUGCAAUAUACUGGUCAAAUUGUUGGGUUGUAGUUGUGUGUUAAUAUGAUUAAUAUUUGAUUAAAUUAAAUCUUUAUUUUUUACAUUUUGAUUAAAUGUUGCACUUGAAAGGAAUUCUAGAACUUUCUGCGCUGGUAUUCUGUUCUCUAAGAUGAAAACAUGCCAAUAAAGUUUUUAUUUAAGAUUA